AUGCGCAUUAAGCAACAUCUUGCGGCCCACCGCCCCACCCAUACAGGUGAGAAACCCUAUCACUGCAGCAUAUGUGGUCAAUCAUUCGUACAAAAGUAUAAUCUCAAGGUACACAGUCGCACUCACACAGGCGAGAAGCCCAUCAAAUGCACGAUAGGCACCAACCGGCCUGGAAGAAGUGCCGAAGCAUCGAAGCAACCGCAAGGAAACUCGGCCGAUGACAAACCCUGGGUGUGCUCCUUCUGCAUGGAGGAAUUUACCUGUGCGGCCGACCUCGAGAUCCACGUGGACGGCAACAUUAUGAAUGGAAGGCAUCGGUGCCCUGCAUACGGCAAGUUCUUCAAGAUCCCCGAUGACAACUGCAAUGCAGAACUAAACACAACGAACGAACAGGACGAAGGCACAGACGUCCGCUGUGAACGUGCGCAUACUGCCGAAAAGAAGACACAUUUGCCGCUCCCAAUGUCCAGUAGCUGGGCCGGCGAUGACGCAGUUCCCAGCACAAGCCAUGCGGACAUGGAUGCCGCUACAUCCGCUGGAAACAACGCGAGGAUUGGUACUGGCUCCAAACAAGCGGGAAAGCGAGAAGAUAUCGACGGUGUCUACAGCGACAUGAACCGCUGCAAGAAAACGCCAGGGGAAGGAGGCCACAAGCGCGAAAUAUGCGGCAAUUCAUUUAAAAGCAAGGACACUCUCGCGAGACAUCGCCACACUCACACAGGUGAGAAGCCCUAUCAUUGCGACACAUGUGACAAAUCAUUUUCACAAAAGGGUAAUCUCAAUGUACAUCGCCGCAUUCACACCGGCGAGAAGCCCUAUCAUUGCAAGGGAUGUGGUCAAUCAUUUGCACACAACUGUACUCUCGUGAAUCAUAGCCGCACGCAUACAGGCGAGAGGCCCUUCAAAUGCACGACAUGCACAAAAUCAUUCGCACGGCGAGAACAUCUUCGUGUACAUGAACGUACUCAUACGGGCGAGAGGCCUUAUAAAUGCAACAUGUGUGAGUAUUCAUCAACCACAUCGUCAGAUCUUAAAAGGCAUCAACGCACGCACAGAAACAAGAAAACGUGAGCCUGCCAAAAAAAAAGAACACAAUCACUUAUAAAAACGAUGCAUCAAUGAUCACCUCCACAUUCCCGUGACUCAGUAUCCCUUCACUGGCGAAAUGUGGAAUCAUUCAUUCAUAAACAAAAAGUUUUAAUACGAAAUCAUCGAUAAACAUGAGUGCUGAAUUUUGACGUGCUAUUGGUUAGGCGAUAGUUUCAGAAAUUGAACUUA
This is a messenger RNA of Rhipicephalus sanguineus (brown dog tick), 1278 nucleotides long. Its product is annotated as zinc finger protein 431-like. Gene Ontology annotation, cellular component: nucleus. Lineage: Eukaryota; Metazoa; Arthropoda; Arachnida; Ixodida; Ixodidae. The transcript is spliced from 6 exons. Gene Ontology annotation, molecular function: RNA polymerase II cis-regulatory region sequence-specific DNA binding; DNA-binding transcription factor activity, RNA polymerase II-specific. Bases 1 to 1071 code for a protein of 356 amino acids. The record is from RefSeq and is a predicted model, not a curated record. Gene Ontology annotation, biological process: regulation of transcription by RNA polymerase II.